Molecule: messenger RNA, 468 nt
Organism: Debaryomyces hansenii CBS767
Lineage: Eukaryota; Fungi; Ascomycota; Pichiomycetes; Serinales; Debaryomycetaceae
Exons: 1
Coding region: 1-468 (155 amino acids)
Biological process (GO): Rho protein signal transduction
Cellular component (GO): membrane; cytoplasm; cytosol
Molecular function (GO): Rho GDP-dissociation inhibitor activity; protein binding
Source: RefSeq, a predicted model, not a curated record
AUGUCCAAGUCCAGAGAAGAACUUAUUGCCCAAUACCAAACUGAUAACUUCGAACUUUUUUCGUUAGAAAUCAAGGUUGAAGGAUUCGAUCAAGGUCUCAAGUUUUCCCAAGAUAUGGAAAACAUGCCCCAAGAGCUCUUUUUCACGAUCCCAGAAUACUCGACAUAUACAGUCACUAUCCAAUACAGAGUCAAAAAUACCCCUAUCAAGAAGUUGAAUUACUACGAAGUGGUUAAGAAGGGUGGUAUCCCGCUUAAGACUCGUAAACAAUUCGUCGCCGACGAAGCCCAACCAACCGAAGAGUACCAAACCAUCACAUUUCCUCCUGACAAGAUUCCAGGUGGUAUGUUGCUUAGAGGUACAUAUCCAGCCACCUCCACCUUCUACGAAGACGGUAAGGAAAUCAUCACCUGUCCAUUCAGCUUGGCAAUCGUCAAGAAGGGUGUUACUCCAUCUAUCAAGGAAUAG